CACGGCCCGCCCCUCCGCGCACCAAAACAAACUGGAGGCCGGGGCGGGGCCUGCGGGCGGCCGACGGCGCGCGGGGGCAGGUUCUUGGGUCGCGGCGCCCGUGGGUUGGGCGGCGGGGUGCGGACUGGCGCUUCCGCCCUCGGUGGAGUAGGGAGCAGAGUCAUGGAGCCCGGCUAGCAGGCGACGCGAGGCCCGGCUGGAAAUAGUCUUUUGGGGCCAGAGUCUGGGUACAUACGAAGGCAAAUUCUCACCCUCUCACAGGCACACCCAGGAAUCGCCACUGAGAGGAUCGAGUCUCUAAAAGGCUUUUUUGAGUGUUCUCAGAUUGAGUUUAGUCAAUAACUGUCAAGCUGGCUAGAAGACUGUUCUGGAAGUGGUGGAGGCACAUCCUAAGGUUCAGGAUGAGCACGUGCUGCUGGUGCACCCCGGGCGGGGCCCCCACCGCCGACUUCCUGCAGCGCUACGCGUCCAGGGCCCCGGGCGGCGCGUCCCCCACAGCAGAGGAGUUCCAGACCGCGGACGAAGACCUCUGCUACUGCUUGGAGUGUGUGACCGAGUACCACAGGGCGCGCGACGAGCUGCCCGCCUUGCACGAGGUUUUAUGGGAACUAGAAACCUUACGUCUCAUAAGUCACUUUGAGAAGUCCAUGAGGGGAGAGAUCGAGGACGACGACGAGUUGUACAUAGUGGACAACAACGGGGAGGCCCAGCUGUUCGACUUCACUGGCCAGGACUUCGAGAAUAAGCUUCGAGUUCCGAUUCUUGAAAUCCUGAAAUACCCUUAUCUGCUUUUACACGAGCGUGUCAACGAGCUGUGUGUGGAAGCGCUGUGCCGGAUGGAGCAGGCGAACUGCUCCUUUCAGGUGUUUGAGAAGCAGCCCGGGAUCUACUUGUUGCUGGUCCAUCCUAAUGAAAUGGUGCGGCGUUGGGCGAUCCUGACAGCAAAAGGCUUGGGGAAGGUGGAGCGAGACGACUACUACGACCUACAGGAGGUUUUGACGUGCCUCUUCAAAGUCAUCGAGUUGGGGCUUUUGGAGAAUCCGGACAUUUACACCACCUCUGUCCUCGAGAAGGGGAGACUGGCCGUCCUGCCCUCGCACAUGUACGACACGAGCAGCCACAAGAACUACUGGCUAGGGAUCUGCAUGCUGCUGACCAUCCUCGAGGAGCAGGCCAUGGACUCGCUGCUGCUGGGCUCCGACAAGCAGAACGACUUCAUGCAGUCCAUACUGCACACCAUGGAGAGGCAGCCGCAGGAUGAUAGUGAAGAUCCUUUCUGGCCAGCAUUGCACUGUUUCAUGGUGAUUCUGGAUCGCCUGGGGUCCAAGGUCUGGGGUCAACUUAUUGAUCCGAUUGAGGCAUUUCAGACCAUUAUCAACAAUGCAAGCUACAACAGAGAGAUCCAGAAUAUCCGGAACAGCUCUGUAAGGACCAAGUCCGAACCGGAGUCGUGUCUGGAUGAUAUGGUGACUUGCAGCCAGAUUGUAUACAAUUACAAUCCUGAAAAGACCAAAAAGGACUCGGGCUGGAGAUCAGCCAUUUGCCCGGACUAUUGCCCAAACAUGUACGAAGAAAUGGAGACAUUGGCCAGUGUGCUCCAGUCGGAUGUCGGUCAAGACAUGCGCGUUCACAACAGCACGUUUCUGUGGUUCAUCCCUUUCGUCCAGUCUCUCAUGGACCUUAAGGACCUGGGUGUGGUUUACAUACUAGAGGUUAUUAACCAUCUGUACUUCCAAGUCAAAGAUGUCCUCAACCAACCAGUCGUCACAUGUGACAAAGUCACUGAAUUUUUUUCCCUGAUUUUGGUGUCCGUGAUCGAGCUCCACAGAAGCAGGAAGUGCCUGCACUCGCUCUGGGUCAACUCCCAGCGGUGGGUGGAGGCUGUGGUGAAGUGUGCCAGGCUCCCCACCGCCGCGUUCGUGCGGAGUUCCGAGAAGUCGGCCGGCAGCGGCUCCAGAGGAACAGCAGCGACAUCGCUGUCCCUGCAUCCGAUGCCGUCUAACUCGGUCCAGCUUGCUUGUGUGCAGCUGAUUAGAAGUCUCCUUAAAGACGGUCAUCAGCUUGGGCAGCAAACUCUUUGUAAGGAAUUCUGGGAUAAACUCAACUUAUUCCUGCGAGGAAAUUUAUCUCUAGGUUGGCAGUUGACUAGUCAGGAAACCGAAGCGCUACAGUCUUGUUUAAAGCAAAUUAUUAGAAAUAUGAGACUCAGAGUACCUCAGCAUACCGCUCUGGUGGAGCCGGCUCCUUCCUGUAAAACUCCUCCUGCGUCUUGUGGUAAAGAAGAAAGUGAACAAGCAGGGAAGGCGUGUGAAAAAGACCUGCGCUGUCUGGAAAGCCCAACAUUCUCUAAACCGAUGAAAGCUGAUGUGUGUCAAGUGCAGCAGAGGAGCGUAGAAAGCAAAGUGAGUAACGCCAUGGAAGAGGAUAAUGAGAAGAAUUACAUAAAAGAUUUGAAACUGGAGGACCAUCUGUCAGCUGAGUCAUGCUUAAAGCAGAGUAGUAAAAACCUUUUCCUGGAAAGAGCCCAAGAUCAAGUUAAAAUAUGUACAAGGAAGCAGAAUCCUGUAAAACAUAAUUGCUCAUGUGCACCACAGAACUGUACUUCAAGAAAUGGCCCGGAAAGGGGGUGUGACCAAGGAGCGACUGUGUCCAUGCGCCUGUCGGCUGAUUCUGGUGCAGAUCCUCCAGAGAAGGGGUCCACGUCAAAGGAGGACUUCCCUUCACAGGAUGAUGUCCUUGGCAGAACCUCAAAAGCAAAAACGAGGGCACAGAAGAGUGAGAUCUGUGCUAAGUUAUCACAUGUAAUAAAGAAGCAGCACAGGAAAAGUGCUUUGGUCAGUAGUACUGUGAAAUCAGAGGGAGACCUGACGGAAUCUAACAUUGAGAGUGUCUGUUCAAGGCAAGGCACAGGAGGUCAGAAAGGGGAUAGCUUCCUGCACGAUCUCACUUUAGAUCCUGAGGAUAUUCCAGAAAGUAAAUACGGAGGGCACGGAUCUCCUAGCAGUGUGUUGCUGAAAAAGAAACAGUUGAAGAAGGAAGAGUUAGGUGGUUUUUCUUCUCAUGAAAACAAUUGUCAAAUACAGGACUGUCAUGUUGAUACUAAAGAUUUGGUUUUGUUUGCAGAAGGGACCAAUACUUCCAUGCAUAGAGCAUCUCCUUUUAAAGAUCCUAUGAGUUCACCUGAAUCAGCGCGAAAGAAAGUUAGCAAGGGUGCUGAUCAGGUUUCUUCUAACCUGAUAGAACAGGUCCCUAGCAUCACCCUUCAGUCUGACAUCUUAACAGAUUCUCAGGUGGACAGAGAUCUCCACAAAUUAUCAUUGAUGGCUCAAGCCAGCGUUACCACGUUUCCAUCAGAUUCGGCUCCAAAAAGCUCGCCCCAGCUACAAAGAAAAGUAAAAGAUAAAAAAGGUUUCAGAGCCAACCAAAGUGAUGUCAAAGAAACCUGCUGUGGACAAGUCAUCAUCAUCUCAGAUUCCGAUGACAAUGGUGAUGACGAAGGAAUCCUGGAUCUGGAGAGACACUGGAGACGAGAUACAGCGUGCGCUGGGGAGGAGUGUCCCAAGCCGCGUGCUUCGAUGGCUGGUGUGGACGUGGAAGGGAAGCUAGCAGAAGAAGAAAGGACAAAUUCCCCCUUGGAGUUUGAGGACUCCGAUUCUCAGGUGUUUGAGUUUGAAAGCCAAAGGGACAUAUUUUCAGUUUGGCAAGAUCAGACACCAGACAAGAAUUCAGCUCAAGGGGAUGAAAAGAGUUCGUGUUGGACUCCCAUGGCAGAUACCACCAAUGACUGGGGCUAUGAUACGGAUUACCCUAUGCCCGAGGAAGUUACUGAGAAAGAAUCAGAGGGCACUGAGCGUGCACAACCACAGAGCAGUAGUACUGGUGAGGAAUCCUGUACAAUUCAAAUAAAAAAACCUAAGAGGAAAAAAAUGGAAAGACCAACAGCUAAAGAUGGUUUAAGGCCUUCAUCUUCUGUCAGAAACGAGGACCAGUCUGACGCUGGCAAUGAGAGUGAGCGAACUGAAAAUAACAGGAGUGCAGGCGCAAGGACCGCUCCCAAAGCAGGUGCUCCGAGAACCGCCUUGGUUUCCCUGAAGAAGGCUUCGCCAAAGCCUUGUACUUACUCCAGACCCGUUCGGAGAGCCCCAGCUCCCAAAACUGCCAGGAAGACACAUUCAGAUGCCAGAAGAGGGCAGAGUAAGGGCUCCUGUUGCAUCAGCUGCAGGACGGUGCCCUUCAUAGUGCCGCCCAAGAAGGACCGCCAGCGUCCCGAGCCCGCCUCCACCGCAGAGCGGCUCGGGCUGAAGAAGGGCAAGCGCCAGGCCUUCGACCUGUCGCAGAGGUCUCAGGACUGCACAGCGCGGUUACGCGCCCACGGCAAAAACGUCGGCGCCAUUGAUACUGGAAAAAAGACUAAACUGAUUGCUCCUCAGACUCAUUCUGUGAAAGAUAAGAAACUGCUCGUGAGUCAAGAUCGUUGGUUUCAAAGGCAGACGAGACAGAGGUCUAAACAAAACAGACAAGGGCGCCCUGAUUCUACACGCGCUAGUGCGGCAAGAGCGGGACCACGUGCGGCUCGGAGCUCUGACGCAGCUGCAGCAGAGCCGGGCCGGCCGGGGUGCAGCGACAGAGGAGGGACCGAGGCCGUGGCUCACAGCAGUGGGAACCGGCCGGUGAGCUGCACGUCUCCUGAACGAGGACCCGCUAGAGCACGAUCUGCUCCUCAGGUGGCUGCCGGGGCUUGUCUUUCGGGCCCAUGUAUUUCCCCAGUGUUAAAUGGAAGACGACCAGCGGGUGAAAUCACGGUCUCCACUUCCGAAGACCCUCCAGGUAGAGGGGACCUGACGGGACAUCGCCUAGAGGUGGCAGCUUUGAAGAAGGCAGAGCCUGACGACGACAGUGACCCGGAGGGAAACGAUCUCUUUUUAACACAACACGAUCCUGAAGAUAUGGACUUGUGUUCGCAGAUGCAGGACGAUGACGAUAAACUCAUCGAAGUGGUUCCCGGGGAAAACAGAGCUCGGGGAGAAGAGCAUUCUGCACACCAGCCUCGGUUGGAGUCUCUCAGUAGCGCAAAAUGUAAGCACCAGGGCUGUGUCGAAGCUGUGAAGACCCAGGGCGACUGCUGCUCGAAGCACUCCGCAGCCCAAGCGGCCGGUGAAGACGUCUUCCGCAAACCUGGCUUGCCUCCUUCCGCCUCUAGACCUCUGAGACCUUCCACCACUAAGAUUUUUAGCUCAAGUGGUACUUCACGGACUGCUCAUCUCUCCAAGUCUUUGGAAAGCAGCUCGGCACUUCCAGCUCUAAAAAAUAAGUCAGGUGGGGGACGGUCUCCUUUGAAAGCACCACAGCCAGCCCCUCCGGGGUCUCCGAAGCCAUCGGGCGAAGGGAAGGGAUUGUGCAACAUUCGCUCUUCUCCGACCCCUCCGGGGUCUCCGAAGCCACCGGGUGAAGGGAAGGGAUUGUGCAACAUGCAUUCUUCUCCGGCCCCUCUGGGGUCUCCGAAGCCACCGGGUGAAGGGAAGGGAUUGUGCAACAUGCAUUCUUCUCCGGCCCCUCCGGGGUCUCCGAAGCCACCGGGUGAAGGGAAAGGUUUACGCAACGUUCUUCGGUCUCCAGUGUCUCCAAAGCCAUUGGGUGAAGUGAAGGGUUUAUGCAACGUUCUUUCUCCAACUCGAAGUAGUUCCAGCCGGCAAGCUUACAAACUGCCAUUUGGUGAGAGCAGACCUCUUGCAUCUUCUCUGGACAGCACUUCGCCGCAGUCCGUCUCUGACACCUUCGUUAAAGAGGUCUUGAAGUGGAAAUACGAGAUGUUCGUGACCUUCGACCAGUGCGGGCUCCCAGCAAGUCUUUGUCAGACCAUCUCAAGACCUGUGCCUGUCAGAUUCCAAGAUUGUAACGAUUAUUUUAACGUUUUCCUUCCUUUGAUGGUAGUGAAUACUUUCGAAACAGUAGCACAGGAAUGGAUCAGCUCUCCAAAUAAAGAAAAAUCCUAUGAGUUGCAGUUACGAAAAUUUCCUGUAGAAUACAAAAAAUACUGGGAGUUUGUUGUUUCUCUUCAGGAUUGUGAACUAGCUAAACAGCUUCACCCGAAGGAGAAUGACUUGGUGUUUUUGGUCCUUGAACGACAGAGUGGAGAGAAGAGAGAUGCGGAGGGGAAUCCCAGCCAGGGUCCCCGUGAAUACCACUGUGCUUACGUCCAUAAAUUCCGCCGCACGUCAGCCCUGCGUAAUGGGAAAUACGAGUGUUUCCUUUGCAUCCAGACUCAAGAUGACUUGCCAGUCAAUCUGAACGAAUUUGUAAAAUGUGUUGUAAUCAGUUCUCUGGUAACUACGCAAAGGAAAUUGAAAGCCAUGACGUUGCUGAAUGGUCGGAACCAGCUGGCCAGAGCUAUCCUGAAUCCAAACCCCAUGGACUUCUGUACGAAAGAUUUACUGACCACGACGUCGGAGAGAAUUACUGCCUACCUAAGAGAUUUCAACGAAGAACAGAAGAAGGCGAUCGAAACCGCCUAUGCCAUGGUGAAACACUCCCCGGCGGUCGCCAAGAUCUGUCUCAUCCACGGGCCCCCUGGGACGGGGAAGUCGAAGACCAUCGUCGGCCUCCUGUACCGCCUGCUGACGGAGAGGAGGGGGCACUUUGAUGAAAACUCGAACGCCAAGAUCAAGCAGAACCGUGUGCUUGUGUGUGCGCCUUCCAACGCGGCCGUGGACGAGCUGAUGAAAAAGAUUAUCCUCGAAUUCAAAGAAAAGUGUAAAGACAAGAAGAAUCCUAUGGGGAACUGUGGAGAUAUCAAUUUAGUACGUCUGGGGCCAGAAAAGGCUAUUAAUAAUGAGGUCCUAAAAUUCAGUUUGGACAACCAAGUCAGCCACAGAAUGAAAAAAGACUUACCAUCUCACGUUCAGGAGAUGCAUAAAAGAAAGGAGUACCUGGACCAUCAGCUAGAUGAACUUUCCCGCCAGCGUGCUCUGUGCCGAGGUGGGAGGGAAAUGCAGAGGCGAGAAUUAGAUGAAAGAAUUGCUCAUGUUUCCAAAGAAAGGCAGGAACUUGCUUCUAAAAUUAAAGAGGUUCAAGGGCGCCCGCAGAAAACCCAGAGCAUCAUCAUCCUGGAGUCCCACGUCAUCUGCUGCACCCUGAGCACGAGCGGCGGCCUGCUGCUCGAGUCCGCCUUCCGCGGACAGGGGGGCGUCCCCUUCAGCUGCGUCAUCGUCGACGAGGCGGGGCAGGCGUGCGAGGUCGAGACCCUCACCCCACUCAUCCACCGCUGCAACAAGCUGAUCCUCGUGGGGGACCCGAAGCAGCUCCCCCCCACGGUCAUCUCCCUGAAGGCGCAGGAGUUCGGCUACGACCAGUCGAUGAUGGCCCGCUUCUGCAAGCUGCUGGAGGAGAACGUGGAGCACAACGUGAGUGGCAGGCUGCCCAUCCUGCAGCUGAACAUGCAGUACCGGAUGCAUCCCGACAUCUGCCUCUUCCCCUCCAACUACGUGUACGGCAAGAGCCUGAGGACCAACAGGGUGACGGAGACCAUCCGGUGCUCGUCGGAGUGGCCGUUCCAGCCCUACCUGGUGUUCGACGUCGGAGAUGGCCUGGAGCGGCGGGACAACGACUCUUACGUGAACGUUCAAGAAAUAAAAGUGGUCAUAGAGUUGAUCAAACUUCUCAAAGACAAGAGGAAGGAUGUUACUUUCCGGAAUGUGGGCAUCAUAACCCAUUACAAGGCUCAGAAGAUGAUGAUUCAGAAGGAGUUGGACAAAGAAUUUGAAGGAAAAGGGCUCGCAGAAGUAGAUACCGUGGACGCGUUUCAGGGUCGUCAGAAAGACUGUAUCAUUGUCACGUGCGUCCGAGCGAACACUGUGCAAGGUUCAAUUGGGUUUCUGGCGAGCUUGCAGAGACUGAACGUCGCCAUCACACGAGCCAAGUACAGCCUCUUCAUCCUGGGCCACCUGCGGACUUUGAUGGACAAUCAGCACUGGAACCACCUGAUUCAGGACGCACAGAGGCGCGGUGCCAUCAUCAAGACCUGCGACAAAAACUAUAGACACGACGCAACGAAGAUCCUGAAACUGAAGCCCACGCUGCAGCGAAGUCUGACCCACCCCCCCGCCCUGGCCCUGGAGGGCUUCAGCCCCCGGGGCGGCUCCCCCAGCAGCAAGUCCGAGAGCGAGAUUAUCAAGGCGCUGUUUGCGUCUUUCGUGAAUGGCACCGCCCCUGACCCUAAGGAAGCUGCUGCUACCGCUGCUGCCAAGGACCCCGAGAGGCCUCCGGUUAAGGACCAGCCGCGGGACCCACGACUGCUUAAGAGGAUGGGCCUGAGCUCUGAAGCGCAAGGGAGGUGCCUGAGGGAUCCGGAGCCCUCGAGCCCCCAGCACCAGGGAGCAACGCCCCCCUUGGGCGAGCCCGGCUUCCCUGGGAGCCCCCAGGUGCCGGGCAGCACCACGGAGUGGUCCACGGCCACAGGGAGCGUCCACUGGCCGCACGCGCCGUGUGAACCUCCUGCUGCCAGCGCCGCCGCCACAAGCGUGUAUGACCAGGAGUGGGGGCACAGCCGCCAAAGAGACGCCAGGGCUUUCAGGGACUGGGACCAGGAGAUGCCUAGCCCUGUGAGCCAUCGCCCCAAGAGGAACUCGGGCUGGGACCGGAGACCGGAGAGGGAGGACAGCCGCUCAAAGAGGAGGAAACUGUAGGGAAGCCGGGGACGAGCCCCCCGGCCACAAGCACCGCCGCCAGCUUCAGGGGGCCGGCUGGUGGGACUGUCCAGAUAAGACUCGGGUUUCUUCAGAGGAGUGUGUGCGCUGCUGGAACGUGGGGAACGCAGCCUGACCCCGGGGCCUGUGGGUCACCCUUGGCACCUUCCUGCCCGUUGCAAACCCUCCCAGAGGGCGUGCGAGUGUCAUCUGUGUUGCCUGAGGCCGCAGGCUUGAACACCGGUCUCUCCUCCUCCUGUAAAAGGGCCAGUCCCACCGAGUGCGUGCCAGAGAAGCUGAAAUACGCAUUUGCAUAGCAAACGGCAAAGUCCUUUUAAAGUUUAAUCCGUAGACCGCUUUUCUCUCUCCUGCUUACAAUGCUGAUUAUUUUCAGCAGAACCAACUUUGUUUUAAAGGAAGAAAGAAAAGCAGGAGAGAGACAGGCCCUCUCGGCCCUCGUGGGACAGGCCGGGCAAACUGUCUCAGGUGGGAACAGAACACCCGCUCCGAGGGAAGGCCAGGAGGGGGUGCAGGUCCUUGGAGUUCAGACCAAGGUCAGAGCGGGAGUCUCCCGCGGCCUUUGGGAGCUCUGUCGGCCUGUGAGGACGCGUGGUGGUGCAGUGUCCCUGGUGUGGGGCCUGGCCCCCGCGGGGUGGGAGGGACCUGGACAGAGGGGCGGUCGCCAAGUCUUAGAGCCCAGCUUCCUGAGCACGCACGGAUCGCCCGGGGACUAUCCCACGUGAGAAGGCACAGCAGCGGCGGCGGCUGGCAGGUGUGGAGCCAGGUUCGGGGCGACACGCUUCAGCCACCAGCUGAUGAGGGGAACAGGCCCUGGAGCUGGAUGGGCCCCGCUUGAAACCUUCCUUGUUUUCUGCUUAAGCAGACAGGGCUCUGCACUACUCAGAGAUUUCUACCGAGUAGAUUACUGAGAGUUCUUUAAAAAGCAGCAUUUGGUUGCCGAAAGUCUCGGCACCACACUUCCCCAUGACCUGUGUCCCCUCCCUGGCACCCAGACAGCGCUCCUGUCAGCAGGGAGCACGCCCUCCCCAUCUCGGGGUGGGAGGCGGUCCUGGCGGAGCCAGAGAGGGCGGUGCGGGGUGGGGCUGGGGGCCCUUCGAGCUUCAUGCGUGUGCCUGGGCAUGAGAGCUCAUUGCUGCUCUAAGUUUACUUUUCUGCAACCCUGGUAAAGUGCUCGGUGGAGCAGACCCUUGCAGCGGUGACCAUUUAGAAUUAAAAACGCUGUGAGCUGGGGCAGGAAGCGAGGCCCACAGCUGCAGUGAGGACCGCAGGCCCGAGCAGCGUCGCUUCCCGGAAAGCUUGGUACCUGCCCCCUCGGAGCGUCCCCACUGGCCGCCCGGUCUGGUCGUGCACAAUCCAGUCGGAGACCCGCACUGCCCUUCCCGAGGAGCAAGCCUGCACCCUGGGCCCCUCCUGGAGGAAGAGGCCUGCCCGGUUUUGCCCUGGAAACCGUUCCUUGUUCAGCUGGUGAAAGCAUUUGCGUAAAGCCUUUCCUGUGUGUUGCAAUGCCGUUCUCGACGUGGCUGUCCCUCACGGCAGUGUCACUGCGGGAGAUCACUGCAAGGUGAGGAAGGGCCUGUGGCUUCGUCCUCGCCCGGGCGUGGUGAGAACCUGUUUUCUCCCACUGCCUCUUCUUUCAACACGAGUGGGUUUCACUCCACUUCUUCAGUGCAGCUGGCCUUGGGUGCACAGGUCACUGUGUUUCACGCAGUGUCGGGAGCCGGUUUUGAUAAGUACAUGUCAAUAAUCUGUAAAUGAGUUUUAUAACCGAGAUGCACUAAACUAUUUUCUGAAGCUAGUUGUGCACAUUAUAAUUUUUUGCUGGAGCUUUGAUUUUUCUACGCUCUGAAUUCCUAGCAGGGAUUUGGCAAACGUUCAAUCUGUUCUCUUUGUUAAAACUUAAAUUUUAAGAGAAAAUAGCAGAAUUAAAAAGUGGAAACACGACUGACAUG
Molecule: messenger RNA, 10651 nt
Organism: Phyllostomus discolor (pale spear-nosed bat)
Lineage: Eukaryota; Metazoa; Chordata; Mammalia; Chiroptera; Phyllostomidae
Gene: SETX
Product: senataxin
Exons: 27
Coding region: 402-8681 (2759 amino acids)
Biological process (GO): termination of RNA polymerase II transcription
Cellular component (GO): nuclear body
Molecular function (GO): transcription termination site sequence-specific DNA binding; helicase activity
Source: RefSeq, a predicted model, not a curated record